AUGACUACCUCAAAUCUUCCUGCAGACUUUGUGGUCAGCCUCCCUGCGGAGGUGCUAUUGACCAUCUUUGGAGCUCAAGAUAGCUUCCGCGACAUGUCUGCAUUGUUCAGAACGUGCAAGAGUCUCUAUGCUCUUUGGCAAACACGGGCUUCUUCAAUCAGCAAGCCUUUGCUCGUUCGCCAGACUCCAUGCUACAAGGAAGUAGAAGCCUUGAUAGUAGCAAAUGAGGCAGCAGAACUCACCGUCAAACCCAAGAACUCCGUUGUUCUCGUGGACUCAAUUUUGGGAGACAAAUUGGGAAAUGCUCUGAACAGGAUCUCGCUCAGUCGACAGAUUGUAGGACAAGCAAGAUAUCUCUGCGACAUCAUUGAGAGCCGAUAUCUCCAACAAAAGUACAACUGCCACGAUGCGAAAUGCCGAGCUCGUCCUUCCACACUUCCACAACAUGAACGAGACGACGUCACCCGAGCACACCAUUUUAUCAAGCUAUACAUGCUCACCUACGCAAAUCAAGGCCUCGCCGACCUACACGAGGAUUGCAAAACCAAGCUGGAAGCAAUGAGCGACGCAAACAAACAUUUUCUGUUCCAGCUCACAAAGAUCAUGCAUGACUAUGCCUUGCCAUGGGACAAGAUGAGAUUGGAUCUGUGCUCGUACUCGCUAUCUCCUGUGCUCAAGUCGGCAGAUUCUCCGAACUCUGUUACUUGGGCGGACAAAUUCAAAGCACUUCAGGAGGUUACGCGUGUGCAAGUGACGAGCUGCGGAGACUGUAUUUACGAUGAUACAGCACGGUUUAGCAGGAUUGGCCAGUAA
Aureobasidium melanogenum CBS 110374 is the source of this 813-nucleotide messenger RNA. RefSeq lists its product as uncharacterized. Bases 1 to 813 code for a protein of 270 amino acids. The record is from RefSeq and is a predicted model, not a curated record. Gene Ontology annotation, molecular function: protein binding. The transcript has a single exon. Lineage: Eukaryota; Fungi; Ascomycota; Dothideomycetes; Dothideales; Saccotheciaceae.